Drosophila willistoni is the source of this 1566-nucleotide messenger RNA. It is a transcript of the gene Mur29B, whose product is annotated as lisH domain-containing protein C1711.05. The record is from RefSeq and is a predicted model, not a curated record. The transcript is spliced from 3 exons. NCBI's taxonomy places the organism in Eukaryota, Metazoa, Arthropoda, Insecta, Diptera, Drosophilidae. Bases 55 to 1485 code for a protein of 476 amino acids.
UCGUUCUUUUUCUAUUAAAUAAAGAUCCUUGCCGGAUAGGUCCUUUAUAAGAAGAUGCGUUUAAUAAGUCUCCUACUGAUCACACUGAUCUGUGCAGGUGCCACAAUUUGGUCAGCAAACGCCCUGCAAUGCUAUGAAUGCAUUGGCAAAGAAUGCGAUGAAUUGACCGAAGAGCAUUUGGUUAGUUGCAAUGUAGAUAAUGAUCCCGUAACCACGCCAUCAGAUGAGACGGACUCAACAGAUGACACAACGGAUAAAUCUACACCAAGUGCAACUUCUUCCACUACAAAUGGCGUUACGACUUCAUCUCCGGGAACAACAACGGGAACAACGGGAACAACUGAUGCCGAUACGACAACCACAACUGAUGAAGGAUACUCCUCAACAAUUGAAGAUGAAUCUUCUGUGUCAACUGAUGAUGACUCCUCUUCGUCCAACACCACUGAUGAUGACUCUUCAACUAAUACUGAAUCCUCAACAUCCGAUACAACUGAAGACGACUCUUCUUCGUCAAGUAAUGAUGACUCUUCUUCGUCUAGCACAACUGAAUCCACUUCGGAAAGUUCACCAAAUACUGAAUCCUCAACAUCCGAUACAACUGAAGAUGACUCUUCUUCAUCAAGUAACGAUGACUCUUCUUCGUCCAUUACAACUGAAUCCUCUUCGGAAAGUUCACCAAAUGCUGAAUCCUCAACAUCCGAUACAACUGAAGAUGACUCUUCUUCGUCAACUAAUGCUGACUCCUCUUCGUCCAACACAACUGAUGAGGACUCUUCAACUAAUACUGAAUCCUCAACAUCCGAUACAACUGAAGACGACUCUUCUUCGUCAAGUAAUGAUGAAUCUUCUUCGUCCAUCACAACUGAAUCCGCUUCGGAAAGUUCACCAAAUGCUGAAUCCUCAACAUCCGAUACAACUGAAGACGACUCUUCUUCGUCGAGUAAUGAUGACUCUUCUUCAACCAUCGUAACUGAAAGUGAAUCCCCUUCACAAAGUUCAAUAGAUGCUGAAUCCUCAACAUCCGGUAUAAUCGAAGAUGACUCUUCUUCGGCCAGUUCCGGUGCUUCUGAGUCAUCCUCGGCUUCCUCUGAGACGAGUUCAUCUGGUGCUGAAACUACUGUGGGAUCAACCGAAGCUCCGGUAACAAGUCGGGCAAAACGAUCUCUCGCUGCAAGGGCCACCGAUCGAUUGCUACAAAACUAUCGUUCCUAUGCACGUUAUAGACGUGAUGCAGAAGGCCAAAUACGAACCACUGCCUGCUACAGUAUUGUGAAGGACAAUGUGAUUCAACGUGGUUGCAUUCGUAUUCCCUAUGGAAAAGGUGGAUGUGAAGCGGUGCGUAUUGAGGUUAAUCUUGCAGCUGAUUCCAUUGGCGAUGAGUGCGAUGUCUGUCAAAUGGAUAAAUGCAAUAGCAGCACCAGUCUUCGACUUUCUCUAGGUCUGAUGCUGCUCGGCCUUAUCACAUUUGGUCUAAGGAGCCUGUAGAAUGGAAGAACUAUAUUUUAUAUACUUUUACUUUCAAUUUAUGAUUUCUGUAAAUAAAUAUUAACUUAUAAUAACAACUAA